AUGCUGAUAAUAUUUUACAUACUGCUGAGCGUCAGAGUUGGUAGAUGCACAGAUGAUCUAUUCUUUGAAACAAAGACUUUAGUUGUUGGAGAUUAUGUGACUCUGAAAUGCCCACGCCGAACAGCUGAGUACAAAGAAACCAUGUACUGGAUCAGGAUAGUUUCUGGAAGCUCAGCUGAAUUCUUGGGAGGAACAUUUACCUUUGACUAUAAUGGUGUUAACAAAACUCCCCAUAUUACAGCAAAACAAGAGCCUGGAACUUUUACUCUUGAAAUAAGUAAAGUUAAUCUUAGUGACAUUGGCCUUUACUACUGUAUAAAAGUCAGGCAGCUUGCUAUGACAUUUUUAAAAGGAACGUUUCUUACAAUUAAAGAACUAGAACUUGAUGUCACUGACAUUUUUCAAAUGCCUCCAUCUGAUCAUGUCUAUCAAGGAGAUCCAGUGGCUCUGCAGUGUUCACUCCUCUCUAACACUGAGAAGAAAACUUGUUCUGGAAAUCACAGUGUGUUUUGGUUCAGAGCUGGAACAGACGAGUCUCAACCCAGUCUAAUCUAUGCUCAUGGAAAUACUGGUGAUGAAUGUAACAAGAGUCUUGAGGAUCCUUCCCAAUACAAAUGUGACUAUAGCUUCUCCAAGAACGUCAGCACUGCUGAUGCUGGCUCUUACUAUUGUGCUGUGGCCACAUGUGGACAGAUCGUUUUUGGAAAUGGAACAAAGCUGAACAUUAAGGGGCCCAGCACAUGGGACUUGCAGAAGGCCAAUACAGUUCUCUUUGUGUUAUCUGCUGCACUGGCUACAAGUCUACUUGUUAUAACCUACCUCAUCAAGAGAUUAAGUGUUUGCUGCCCUGAGGCCUACGAGAUGAGCAUUGAGGGCUUCCUCACAGACAACCAGCCCUAUCAGGUGUAG
Messenger RNA from Neolamprologus brichardi, 909 nucleotides. NCBI's taxonomy places the organism in Eukaryota, Metazoa, Chordata, Actinopteri, Cichliformes, Cichlidae. The record is from RefSeq and is a predicted model, not a curated record.